AUGGAUCCCGAAAAACAGGCCCCCGCUACCAUAGCAGCUGAGACGACACCACCACCCAUCCACGCCGCGCAAAACACCCCCCUCGACACCACCGCCAUGGCUUCCUUAGGCAAACUCCAACAAUUGCCCCGCAACUUCUCCUUCUGGACGAUUCUGGGUUUGACGGCGAGUAUGAUGUGUACGUGGGAAGCCGUCUUCUUCGCCAACUCAACUGCGAUGUUAAAUGGUGGGCCCGUGACGCUGAUCUAUGGGUUUCUUCUGGCGUGGGUCGGGGCCCUGGCGACGGCGGCGAGUUUGGGGGAGAUGGGGAGUAUUUGGCCUACUAGUGGAGGACAGUACCACUGGACCGCCCAACUCGCCCCUCCCGGACAAAAAGCCUUCCUCUCCUGGUUCUGCGGCUGGAUCGCCACCUUGGGCUGGAUAGCCAAUACAGCCGCUGGCGCCUUCUUCGCCGCCACCAUGAUCCAGGGGAUCCUCGUGCAGAAUAAUCCGGAUUAUGGCUAUCAGCGCUGGCACGGGACGUUGCUGAUCUGGGCGGUGAUGCUGAUUGUUUUCCUCGUUAACAGUGUGGGGACGAAACUGCUUUCGAUCGCGGAGGGCUUCAUCCUGGUGCUGCAUCUGAGUGCAUUUUUGGCUGUGUUGGUGCCUUUGCUGUACUUCAGUCCGAAGGGGAGCGCGAGGGAUGUUUUCGCUACUUUUACCAAUAAUGGUGGCUGGAGUAGUGAUGGUCUAUCCUGGUUCAUCGGAUUCUCGCUCAGCGCUAAUCUGCCUCUGAUCGGGUACGAUGGGCCUGCGCAUCUGGCCGAGGAGAUCCGGAAUGCGAGUACAGUCGUCCCGUGGUGCAUGAUCUGCACAGUCCUGCUUAACGGUGUCCUGGGCUUCGCCAUCGUGGUCGCUUUUUCCUUCUGCAUCGUCCCUACUAUCGAGGAUGCUUUGACGAGUCCGACGGGCUAUGAUUUCAUCGAGGUGUUUUAUAACGCUAUGGGAACUGCUGGGACUGCGGGCAUGACGGCGGUCUUAAUUAUCCUGAUGUGGUGUGCCACUUUUGGGUUCUUGGCCACGGCUAGUCGACAGACGUGGGCGUUUGCGAGAGAUCAGGGGUUGCCGUUUAGCACUUACUUCGCUCAGGUCAAUGAGAGGCUGGCUCUGCCGCUGAGGGCGAUUGUGUUGUGUAGUAUUAUUCCUUGUUUGAUCGGCUUGAUCAAUAUUGGAUCGACGGCAGCGUUCAACGCCAUCGUCUCCCUCACCGAAGCAGGCUUAUAUAUCUCCUACCUCAUCCCGAUCAUCCUGAUCAUGAUCAAGAAGAUCAAAGGCGAACACAUCUCAUAUGGUCCAUGGUCCAUGGGCAGAUACGGAGUUCUAGUAAAUGGGUUCAGCGCAGUCUUCUUGACCAUCUCGGUCUUCUUUUCGUUCUUCCCUCCCGCUAUUCCGGUAACACCAGUCACAAUGAACUGGUCCAUCGCUGUCUUUGGCGGGUUCGUAAUUCUUGGUUUGAUCUGGUAUGCUGUUCUGGGACGGAGACAGUAUCAUGGUCCGAUUGUUGAGCGCCCGUCGCUUGUGACAGAUGAGCGGAAGUGA
Messenger RNA from Recurvomyces mirabilis, 1578 nucleotides. RefSeq lists its product as uncharacterized. Gene Ontology annotation, biological process: transmembrane transport. The transcript is spliced from 5 exons. Bases 1 to 1578 code for a protein of 525 amino acids. The record is from RefSeq and is a predicted model, not a curated record. Gene Ontology annotation, cellular component: membrane. NCBI's taxonomy places the organism in Eukaryota, Fungi, Ascomycota, Dothideomycetes, Mycosphaerellales, Teratosphaeriaceae. Gene Ontology annotation, molecular function: transmembrane transporter activity.